This is a messenger RNA of Hirundo rustica (Barn swallow), 4386 nucleotides long. RefSeq lists its product as uncharacterized. NCBI's taxonomy places the organism in Eukaryota, Metazoa, Chordata, Aves, Passeriformes, Hirundinidae. Gene Ontology annotation, molecular function: RNA-DNA hybrid ribonuclease activity; nucleic acid binding. The coding region runs from base 2872 to 4386 and encodes 504 amino acids. The transcript is spliced from 3 exons. The record is from RefSeq and is a predicted model, not a curated record.
AAAGGUAUGAAUUAAAUAUCGGGGAAGGGGCAGCUGAUAAGUCGUGCAGAGACGUCUGACGCGCAGCACAGUCCCGGUGGGCUUGCAAGCAGCCGGCCAGGGAGAAGCCGGACACAGAGGGGGAGGGAUCGACCCCCGGCCGAUAGCGCGGCCGAUGAGAAGGGGUCUCACUGAGCUGAUAGAGCAGCCCGCUAGCGACUCAGGGGGUGAGUCGAGUGAACCCUUGUUUUGCUGCUAUUUUGUGUGAAUGCUAAGUCCGGACACGUUGAGUCAUUGAGUAUGAUCAGUGAGUGAGUGAGAGACGCACCAGAGGUGCGGAGCGAUUGUGGAGCUCUAUCCGCGUUUCUGACCUCGGGCGACUGAGGCGGCCGGAGAAAGGCAAAGCGACUGGAGUCAGUGUGGGGCAAACCCAAAUGUGAACGAGGGGCGUUAUGUUUGAGUGGGAAGCGGUUAACAUUUGUUCCAACCGUGGACAGACAAAUUGAUGGAGUCUCUCCUCAGCAGUGGUUUGGGCUUGAUCCCUGGGAAUCGAUUGACCCAGUGAAUUAUUGGCUAGGAAGAGGGAAUAAACGGGUCUAUCUAGGAAGAAUAUACAGAACUUCUGCAGGGAGAUUGGUGGCCUUGGACUGGGAAUAACCUGGAGUACAGACCUUAAGUAUUCCAGGGGAGGUGAAUGGGAUAGCCUGUUCUUGUGGGAGACUUAGAGCUGUCAGAGAAUCAGGACAUUGGCAUCUGGCAUGGGUAUUAUUGCAGUGUAGAGAUUGUGAAAAAUGUUGGUAUUGUUACUCUAAUAACCAGCAGGGCAUAUGCCCCCUGUGUAAGCUGAAAUAUUAUCGUAAUCAGGUUGACGUUGAACCUAAAACUUUGAAGGUUGCAUGUGGAAAGUCACAUUGUGUGCCUGCAAAUUGGGGCUGUGUGUGGGAAGAUAAUUGGGAAGUGACUCCGAAAUUGUGUGAGGAAAAGUUUGGGCGAAAACGGGACGGAACAAGGAGGAGGAGAUAAUGGGUAUUGAACAAAGCAAAGAGAUCCCCAAAGCGAGUCCGCUAGGUUGUAUUAUUGCACAUUGGAAAAAUAUUGCUGGACGUGGGGGAACUGAGAACAAGAGAGAUCUUAUCAGAUUUUGCAGAGAUUGGUGGCCAAUCUAUAAAUUGGAUGAUGGAGCGAGGUCGCCACCUAGCGGAAGUUUGGAUUAUAACACGCUAUUGCAACUCAUGCUAUUUCUCAGGAGAGAAGGCAAGUGGACGGAGGUGUCAUAUGCCGAUAUGUUUUUCUCCCUUCGAAAUCACCCCGAAUGGCAGAGGGAUUGUGGGAUCAGGGUUCCAUCUGACCCUCUGGUGCUAGCCCUGGAGAAAGAGAAUAAGACUAAGAGAGGAGGGCUUAAACGGUGUUGUUCAGCAUGUAGCAUAGGGCAAAGAUGUACAAAAUCAGACAAGGUUUACCAAACUGUGGCCCAGGAACAAGACCUGGUAGAUGAUUUGCUUAAGCCUCCCCACAUAAGACAAGAAAGGGAUGAGGAGGAGGAUGUAGACUCAGAGGGUGCAGACACUUUCCCGAUUGCACACCGGACUAGACAACAGACACACAUAUUACAGGCACCUCUGCGUGAGGCAGUGGGAGCAGAGGGAGGAGUGGUAUUAGUUAAAGUUCCCUUCUCCACAAUUGAUUUGGAAGCAUGGGAAAAGGUCGCUAAAAACUAUCGCAGUGAUCCAGUUAACACAGCCAAACGUCUGCGAUAUAUAAUAAAACAACACAAUCCAGAUUGGAGCAAUAUGCAGUUAUUAUUGGAUGCACUGACUGAGACAGAAAAACAAUUAAUCAUAAAAACAGCAGGGGAUCUGGCAGAGGAUUAUUAUAAAACCCAACAGCUGGAUGUGAAAGAUUAUUUCCCACUCCAAAACCCACAGUGGGAUCCAAACAGAACAGCAGAAUUGAAAAAAUUGGAAAGCUAUCAGGAGUGGACUGCAAAGGGGAUGGAAAGAGCCAUUCCCAAAACAAUAAAUUGGUCAGCCUUAUAUGCAAUCAAACAGGGGCCCUCUGAGUCGCCAUCUGAAUUCCUUGAGAAAUUAAGAGAUGCCAUGCGUCGUCACACAUCACUGGACCCUGGGUCUGAAGUAGGGAUACAGCAGCUAGUUAAUCUAUUCCUAGGGCAGUCUACAGGUGACAUAAGGCGUAAACUUCAAAAGCUUCGAGGAACAGAUGGGAGGAACUUAGAGACUUUGUUAGAUGAGGCGUGGAGAGUCUUUAGUAACCGGGAAGAAGGAUAUAAACAAGGAAUGAGGAAGCUUGUAGCUGUUGUAAGUGAGAGAGAGAGGGGAAAACGUGGGCAGAGACCACCUAGGCAAGGCCCGUCCCGGCUGGGCAGAGACCAGUGUGCGAUCUGUAAGAAAUAUGGUCACUGGAAAAAUCAAUGCCCAGAACAAAGACGAGGUGGCUUUCAGGACAAGGGAAACCGAGAGAAAGGAAAGGUGACUGCAUAUGUGGAAGAAGACUGAGGAGGACCGGUAGAUCUCACCCCAGAAGAUCCACUGGUUAUAAAAUUGGAACUGGGGGAAAAAGGGAAAGAAGUAGAAUUCCUGGUUGACACAGGAGCAACGUAUUCAGCCUUAAAUAAGACUUUGGCACCUGUGGGGAAGAAUUAUGUUACAGUGAUAGGAGGAACUGGCCAACCUGAAAAAGCAUAUUUUUGUAAACCAUUAAAGUAUAAGCUUGGAAAGCAAUGGGGCAUUCAUAAAUUCCUAUAUCUGCCCAGCUCCCCGAGACACCUUUUGGGGAAGAGCCUUGCUAGAACGAUUACAAGUAACCAUUAAAUUUAAAAAUGGGGAGGUCACUCUGGAGGUAAAUGAUGAACAAUAUAUAGAGGCAUUAAGUUUAAUGUUGAUAACCGUUCAGACAGAGGGGGAAAUUAGCGAAGAAAUAAUAAAUCAAGUGUUUCCUGGAGUAUGGGCCUCCAAUGUACCAGGGAGAGCGAAAAAUGCACUUCCUAUAUUAAUCAAACUUAAGGAAGGGAAACAACCCGUUAGAAUUAAACAGUAUCCCCUGAAGAAGGAAGAUAGGGAAGGAAUUAGUCCCGUAAUUGAAAACUUUUUGCAAUUAGGGCUGUUAAAGGAGUGCUUGUCUGAGUUCAACACUCCCAUUUUGCCAGUCCGGAAACAUGAUGGAUCAUACCGGAUAGUACAGGAUUUAAGGGCUGUUAACAAAAUAACUGAGGACCUCUAUCCUGUGGUAGCAAAUCCAUACACUCUGUUAACAUGCCUAACACCUGAGUCAACUUGGUUUACUGUUUUAGACUUGAAAGAUGCCUUCUUUUGCCUCCCUAUCCAUGAGGACAGCCAGAAAAUUUUUGCAUUUGAAUGGGAAAACCCCAAAAGCGGGCGCAAAUCCCAGCUCACACGGUCAGUUCUACCUCAAGGUUUCAAGAACUCUCCCACUCUGUUUGGGGAGCAACUUGCCAAAGAUCUGGAAUCCUGGGAGGCUCCCCCGGAAGAGGGAAAGUUACUGCAGUACGUGGACGACAUCCUCAUAGCUACCCGGACGAAAGAGGCAUGCAUAGCCUGGACAGAACAGAAACCUCCAGUGGACAAAAGAGGCCACGCAAGCCUUUCAUCAGCUGAAGAAUGCUCUAAUGUCAGCCCCAGCUCUUGGACUCCCGAAUUGUCUGCAGUCCUGGAAGUAAAGGGCGGGCACUGGCUUUCCCCACAAAGGUUCCUGAAAUAUCAAGCCAUCAUGGUAGAACAAGACGACGUAGAGAUAGUUGUAACUAACAUUAUCAACCCAGCUUCUUUCCUCAGUGGGAAUCAAGGGGAGCCAGUACACCACGACUGCUUGGAGACCAUCGAAACCUCCUACUCCAGCUGCCCGGAUCUGAAGGACACCCCUUUGGAUGACGCAGAAACCUGGUUCACUGAUGGGAGCAGCUACAUCAUCAGUGGAAAGCGACAUGCUGGGUAUGCAGUUACCACCUGCAGAGAGGUAAUAGAAUCUGGACCCUUGCCAACAGAUACCUCUGCACAAAAGGCUGAGAUAAUCGCUCUAACCCAUGCUCUAGAGAUCGCGAAAGGAAAGAAAGUAAACAUUUAUACAGACUCGAGAUAUGCAUUUGGGGUUGUACACGCACAUGGAGCCAUUUGGAAAGAAAGGGGACUGUUAAACUCACAAGGGAAAAACAUCAAGCAUUCUCAGGAAAUAUUGCGGCUACUGGAAGCAGUCCAGCUACCUGAGCAGGUAGCAAUUAUGCACAUCAAGGCACACCAGAAGGUGAGCUCUGAAUUGGAGGAAGGAAACAAGCUGGCGGACAGAGAGGCAAAAGAAGCAGCAAAAGGUGAGAUAACGAUCGAGGGAGCCUUAAUUCCUGAUGGACAGGUCUCCCUGGAAGGUGUGGGAGAUUAG